ACACGCAGCGCCCUCUAGAGUUGAGAAGGCGACAGCGUUUCGUGUUACUACUACUGUUUCUGAGUCAAGGAACAACAAAAACAUGUCCGAGUGCGGCAGGCGGAACACUUAACCUGCAACAACCACCUUCGUUAAACCUCGAUAGUCAACGAUUCGACCGACUGCUAUAUGAUUUGCGUCGUGUUAACGGCCGACAACCCGGAACGAUGCCGCAGAAAGCACUGGGAUCCAUUGUAGGUCUUCUUUGUACCGGGACCUGUCUAGUGCAGGGGAAGGAGUUCUGUUUCGGGGUAAACAAUGAGCAGUACCGCUGUGAGAUGGGGUACUGCUGUGGAGAGACAGAAUGCUGCACCUACUACUAUGAGCUCUGGUGGUUCUGGUUGGUAUGGACCCUUAUAAUCAUGCUGAGCUGCUGCUGUGCCUAUCGACAUCGGAGGGUUAAGAUGCGUCUUCAGCAGGAGCAACGUCAACGUGAGAUCAGCCUCAUGGCCUACCAAGGAGCCUCCAGUUCCUUCAUUUCCCCUCCACCACUCAAUCUAAGGUUCUGGAACGACUGCAAGCUUCCUGACUAUGAAGAGGUAGUAGGUCACCCCCCGACACCACCUCCUCCUUACUCUGAAAACCCCCUUGAGACUACUCCAGCUCUCCUCCCUCAAGUGAGCCAGCCAGUCGCCAUGGUGCCACAGCCCCUGCCCGAGGUCAACUUGAGGGUGGAAAGUCAGGCCUCAGGCUCAUCGGACCAGGAAGCAGUGGCGAUGUUGAUCCAAGCACAAUGUGUGGCCGAGGAGAACGUGGAGGCUUCACUGAUGGUGGCGGAGGAGGAGGAGGAGGAGGAGGAGGAUGAGGAGCUUGUCACUCGACGUCGCCACGUAACCGGCGACUCGGGGAUUGAGGUGUGCGUUUGCCAGCUGGAUGUGGACGAGGGCUCGGGGCUUGAGGGGGAAAGCGACGAGGAACACCGGAUGUGCAAGGUCACCGAUCAGGACUGCUGCUCCGGACACCAGCGGCAGACCUUCAGACAGAAGGAGCCCCCCUCUGAGCUGCCCAGCCAGACUGCCAGCACCAGCACGGGAGACCACAUGGUGUGAUCCACAGCUUAACUAAACCAGUCAACCAGCGUGGCUUUGUGCUUCACGCAGGGUGAUAUUAUCAUCAUUGUCAUCAUCAUCACCACCACAGAGACUGUUUGUUUUUAAUUCCAGAUGAUCGUGAUAACUAAUCCUUUAAUGGCUCCUGAUGAGGAAACAUGAAUAACAUUGUGUGGACCAACUUUUGUUUUUUUGUUUUGCUUUUCCUUUAGUGGGGAAACCAGCAAACACAUUUGGUAUGUUUUUGUUAGUAUUAAAUUAGAGAGCGUCAUGGUUAGUGAAACGACAACAAAUGAUUGUGACUGAAACCAGAAUUGACUGUUUCCCUUAGUCCUCUCUCCUUGGGCACUGCUGUCAUGUUUCCGUUUCUGUCUAUCCUUGGUCAUAACAUUUUUGGCCUUCCCUUUAUCUGACAUUUUACCUCCGGUGGGACGGUCAGCGAGGAGCAUACCAACGCGGUCAACAACAUUUUUUGAGGCAGAGGAGUCAAAAACAAACCUUGACGACUGGAGCACACAAUUUCCUUUUACUCAAAGCUGUGUGUGUGUGUGUGUGUGUGUGUGUGUGUGUGUGUGUGUGUGUGUGUGUGUGUGUGUGUGUGUGUGUGUGUGUGUGUGUGUGUGUGUGUGUGUGUGUGUGUGUGUGUGUGUGUGUGUGUGUGUGUGUGUGUGUGUGUGUGUGUGUGUGUGUGUGUGUGUGUGUGUGUGUGUGUGUGUGUGUGUGUGUGUGUGUGUGUGUGUGUGUGUGAGAAUCUAGGGCACAGCUGCAUGAUGAUGUCAGCUCUGAGGUCAUUGCAACAAGCGUCUGGUGUGAAGUCUGUGGGAUGUUUGUCAUCUAGAGUGGGGGAGACUGUUGACCCACAAACAGCAGAGGAAGGAUACAAGAAGGAGUUCUAUUUUGUCUUUUAAAUGUCAUACCCCGACCCUUUUUGAUAUCCAUUUUGUGGUCACCACUUAGCAUGACUGUAAGGAAGGAUUAGCGAUUUAAUAAUCGUGUGCACCUCAUUGCCCCACUUCGGCGUCUGACUGCAUUAAAAUCAUAGUAAAAGCCAAGAGGGCGAUGCCACAAAUUUAGUAAUCAAUACAAAGUUUUAGUUACUGUAGUAUGUCGGAGUGUGUAGUGACAGCAUUCUAAACAUAAGUAGUAUAUAGUUCUUAAUAAAGGAUGUAGUUGCUUUUUUUCUUAAUUUCAUAACCAGCUUUGCAUCAAUAAAGGCUGCAGCUGUCACCAUUAA
Cyclopterus lumpus (lumpfish) is the source of this 2322-nucleotide messenger RNA. RefSeq names its product WW domain binding protein 1 (gene wbp1). The record is from RefSeq and is a predicted model, not a curated record. Bases 207 to 1088 code for a protein of 293 amino acids. Lineage: Eukaryota; Metazoa; Chordata; Actinopteri; Perciformes; Cyclopteridae. The transcript has 4 exons.